Funneliformis mosseae is the source of this 180-nucleotide messenger RNA. The record is from the annotation of a GenBank genome assembly. NCBI's taxonomy places the organism in Eukaryota, Fungi, Glomeromycota, Glomeromycetes, Glomerales, Glomeraceae.
AUGGAAGAACAAAAAGAAGAAGCCUCUUCUGAAAGGACAUUAAGUAGUGAUGGAUUCAAUCCUAACCAACUUGAGGAUAAUGAAGAUGAGUGGGUAAUUAACCUUGACGAAAUUAAUCCUGAUGAAUCAGCUAGUAAUAUUUCAGAGACUAGUCAGGCUUUCAUAGGAAGAAUCACAUGA